This is a messenger RNA of Culex quinquefasciatus (southern house mosquito), 1177 nucleotides long. RefSeq lists its product as uncharacterized. The transcript has 2 exons. The record is from RefSeq and is a predicted model, not a curated record. Lineage: Eukaryota; Metazoa; Arthropoda; Insecta; Diptera; Culicidae. Bases 148 to 1122 code for a protein of 324 amino acids.
UCGACACCCUGCCUCACACCACUGUCUCGAACGGCACCUCACGAGCUAUUUCCGUAGAUCUCUGUGUUAUAUACAGCUAAUCGCCACGACAGAAAGUGAAGAAGGUGUAUCGCUCUAAAUUUCUGCCACAUAAAAGAAUGCUCAGAUAUGGUUAACACAAUUUCCCCACCGGUGCUGUACCAGGUGCAAUUCCUGGCCGGCCUCGGUCACAUCGGUGCGGAUGUCCCGCUGGACCGGACGGCACGUCAACGCAUACUUCAGCGACGCGAUCACAACUCGGGCCUGCGAUGGAUUUGGGCAAGUGAUGGUGAAGUUCCACCGAAUGCCGUCAAGACCGGCGAGGGUUGCUAUCUAGGACGGGCGUUUCACGUGGGUUCCGUGACACCGGGCCGGGUGGACCCGGAGAAGAAGGCUUGCUGUAUUCCGUGGGGUGGCGAUGAACAUCUGAAGAAGGUCUACGAGGUGCUGUGUACGGAGGGGGAGUUUGUUCGGGUUACGCCGGACAGUACGGAGGGAUUGCUGAGGGCGACCACGGCCGGGAUUUCGGAGCAAGGGGAGCCGCUGUUUAUUGGCCGGGUGUGGUGCGAUGGGGGGUGGGUGAGCGGAAAGGUUCAGCGGUCCCAUGGAGUGUGCUACAUUGGGUACAGAGGAAAAGAGAUGGCAUAUCCGGAGUACGAGGUGUUUGUAGGGGUUGGCGAACCACUUCAGGAUGAACACUUUUGGGUGAACAACGUGCUGAGCAUGCCUCAGGAUGCGUCCGAGUUCGAGUCGUGUCACGUUGGUCGAGCUCGACAUAGGAAUUCGUUGCUUCCGGGAACGGUGGACCUUGUUAAGCUGCAAUGCCACGUGACGUGGGGCUCGGAAGCGCACAGCAAGUCCCGGUUCCAGUAUCUGUACAACUGUCGGGGUAGAUUCGUACCGACCAAGGAUGACCACAUCCCGGUGGGUGCCGUUCAGGGUGGAUUCUCCGACUUUGGUGAACCUCUGUUCAUAGGUCGGGUUCAGGUUGGGAUGAAGAUGCUCGUUGGGAAGGUGCAACCAUCGCACAAGGUGUGCUACGUUCCCAUGUUUGGUGGAGAACUGAAGUAUAGCGAGUACGAGAUACUGGUUUUGGACUUAUAACUUUUUUAUUUAUUAUUUAAAACGACAAUAAAAAAAAUCUUCAAGGAUUAGCGAA